This is a messenger RNA of Sphaeroforma arctica JP610, 2589 nucleotides long. RefSeq names its product hsp60-like protein. Gene Ontology annotation, cellular component: mitochondrial inner membrane; mitochondrial matrix. The transcript has 5 exons. Gene Ontology annotation, biological process: apoptotic mitochondrial changes; protein import into mitochondrial intermembrane space; protein refolding. Gene Ontology annotation, molecular function: protein-folding chaperone binding; ATP binding; ATP-dependent protein folding chaperone. Bases 57 to 1754 code for a protein of 565 amino acids. The record is from RefSeq and is a predicted model, not a curated record. NCBI's taxonomy places the organism in Eukaryota, Ichthyosporea, Ichthyophonida.
GCCAGUGUCACUAUUCUGUUGUUACAUACAUACGUCUAGUUAUAUACAUAUAUAACAUGCUUUCUGCGUCCCGUACCGCUGCCACCGGUGGUGUGGCUCGACUAGCCGUGCGCCACUAUGCCAAAGAAAUUAAAUUUGCGGCAGAUGCUCGCGCGCAAAUGAUUGCGGGGGCAAACAAACUGGCCGAUUGUGUAGCCGUCACCAUGGGGCCCAAGGGUCGCAAUGUCAUCAUUGAGCAGUCUUUCGGCGGACCCAAAAUCACCAAGGAUGGUGUCACCGUUGCUAAAUCCAUCGAACUCGAGGAUAAGUUUGAGAACAUGGGUGCGCGCCUAAUACAGGACGUUGCCAACAAGACCAACGAUAUCGCUGGUGACGGUACCACCACCGCCACUGUGCUUGCUCGCGCCAUUGCCGUAGAGGGCUUCAACAAAGCUUCGGCUGGCUUGAACCCACUCGACUUGCGAAGAGGCAUCUUAUCUGCUGUCGAUGCCGUGGUGAAGAACCUCAAGGCAAUGUCCAAGCCUGUUACCACAACAGAAGAGAUUAAGCAGGUUGCCACUAUCUCUGCCAAUGGCGAUGAAGACGUUGGUCAGCUUAUCGCCAAAGCCAUGGAGAUCGUCGGCAAGGACGGCGUCAUCACUGUCAAGGACGGUAAGACCAUGGAGGAUGAGCUUGAGGUGGCCGAGGGUAUGAAGUUCGACCGUGGCUUCAUCUCACCAUUCUUCAUCACAAAUCCCAAGGCAAGCCGAGUUGAGUUCCAGAACCCCUUGAUUCUUCUAACGAGCAAGAAGAUCUCCUCCAUUCACCAGAUUGUCAAGCCUCUGGAAAUUGCCAUCGGAGAGCGCCGUCCGCUAAUUAUCGUCGCUGAGGAUGUUGAUGGCGAGGCUCUAUCUACCAUUGUAGUGAACAAGCUGCGCGGUCAGUUGAAUAUCUGCGCUGUCAAGGCCCCCGGAUUUGGAGAUAACCGAAAGAACACUCUGCACGAUAUGGCGGUGAUGACUGGUGGUAUUGUUGUUGGUGACGAAGAUCUUGGCCUGAAGCUUGAGGAUGUUGUUGCCGAGCAGCUAGGUACCGUACGCGAGGCUGUCAUCACCAAGGACGACACCCUGUUCAUGGAGGGAGCCGGUGAGAAGAGCGCUAUCGAGGACCGCUGUGGUGAGAUUCGUACUAUGAUCGAGGGCACUUCUUCUGAGUACGAGAAGGAGAAGCUGCAAGAACGUCUAGCCAAGCUUUCCGGUGGAGUUGCUGUCAUCAAGGUCGGAGGUGUAUCUGAGAUUGAGGUUGGAGAGAAGAAGGACCGUGUUACCGAUGCGCUCAACGCCACCCGUGCUGCCGUAGAGGAGGGUAUCGUUCCAGGUGGAGGUGCUGCGCUUAUCCGCUCCAUCGCUGCGCUGGAUACCGUCAAGACCCACACCUUUGACCAACAACAAGGUGUAGACAUUGUGCGAUUCGCCCUAAAGGCCCCCUGCAAGCAGAUCUGCAACAACGCCGGCGAAGAAGGUUCAGUUGUCGUUCAAAAUAUCCUUAGCAACGAGAACCCUAACUACGGAUUCAACGCCGGAACCGGAGAGUACUGCGAUGUUGUAAAGGCUGGAAUUAUUGAUCCCACCAAGGUUGUGCGUACUGCUCUUGUAGAUGCCGCUGGUGUUGCAUCUCUGCUGAUCACCACUGAGGCUAUGGUUGUAGACAUCCCGAAGGAGGGUGGCGCUGGCAUGCCUCCAAUGGGAGGUGGCAUGGGUGGCAUGGGCUUCUAAGGAGAGGCUACAUACUGCACUGCGUUCCACGACAAAACAUAUAGACACUUUGUACAUUAAGUAUACCUGACAGCGGUAUACAAACAGAAAGGACUGGAUUCCUUGGACACUAGAUAAACGUCUCAUUGAACAUGUGAUAACUGUGAAUAUAUUAAUCGUUGUAAAAGUUUAUCUUGUUCUUCAGUAGAUUUGACGUUAUUAUUGUUCUUUCAUUAUAAUUAGUUACUGUUGUAUUUGAGUUUUCACAACAACUUCGUUUGCAAAUCAAUUCAUCUUCUUGAAUGGUGUGUUUUUAAUUGAGUGGCUAGUUUUUAAUAUGCAACAGCAGGAUAGCAUGUUAUUUGGUAAGAAACUUGAUAACGAUCAUUUUGCACUGAAUGACGGACAACCAAUACAGUAAAGAUGACUCCAUUUGGAGUGAAAAUAUAUUCAAUGAAGUAGGGAAUAAAUAGACACAGUAGCAAUCUGAAAAGGCAGAAUUGCUAUACAGGUAGCAGCAUAGCAUAGGCAGGACAAUAACGUGCGCGGCAUCGUCGAGGGUGUUGAUGGUUUGAUAUUACAAACUAGUUUCUAUUUAUUUUUCUCGAUUCGUGCGACACCUGAAUAUUCGCAGAAAAGUUGAGGUUAUUUCUCACAAAGAAAAAGCGUAUAUCUCGCUUUGCGAAUUGCGCGAUUCAUUUCCCGGGAUCGACCAUUGUCUUGCUCACAAGUCUAUUUAAUUAAUGAUAUAUUCACUAACAUAACAUUCACAGACGCGAAUAAAUUCAAAUCGAGAAUCUCUUGACGCGGGAAUCCAAUGGUUUGUGUGCGUGUCUAUGUUAGAUGAACUUACGCC